AUGGGCUCUCAACAACUCCUUCGUGGCAGCUGCUUCUGCGGGAGGAAUCAGUACGUCAUACAGAUCCCCAAGGAUUCCGUGGAAUCUGCCCAAGUCCUGUUCGACAGCAGCCCAGGCCAUCGUAUUGCUUCCGCCUCGCCGCUGUCUGCUUUCAUCCGAGUCCCACUAUCGUGGUAUCAUAGCCGCACCUUCCCAUUCUUCCCAGACGAGACACGGUCUGGUAUCCGCCGCGUGUACUCGCACCCAGCCGAGCAGCAUGCUCAUCGGCACUUCUGCGGCUUUUGCGGCACGCCGCUCUCCUACUGGUCCGAAUCGCCCAGACGGGAAGCCGACUAUAUUCGUUUGACGCUGGGGAGCCUACUGACAGAUGACUUGCACGACCUGGAAGAGAUGGGUCUUAUUCCAGUAGUAACAGACACUGCUGAGCAGGGCAAGGAGUCGCUAGUGGCUGUGGGCCGUGCCUAUCCUACAGCAGCACCAACCACGAUCCUCAGAGACUUUACCGGUAUUCCCUGGUUCGACAACAUGCUCGCAGGCAGCACACUCGGCAGUGUCCAGACUAGAAUAGGGUUCCAUGAGCAUGACAAUGGCCGAGUCCGCGUAGAAUGGGAAGUCACCGAAUGGACCGAAGGAGGACACAACGACGAAGAUGCCGACAUGUCAGAAGAAUCCAGCGCCAGUGCCAGUAAGAGGAAACGUGCCGAAGCUGAUUACACGAUGGCCGAAUCCGCAGCCUCGCGUCGAGUUGCGUGA
Molecule: messenger RNA, 753 nt
Organism: Microdochium trichocladiopsis
Lineage: Eukaryota; Fungi; Ascomycota; Sordariomycetes; Xylariales; Microdochiaceae
Exons: 2
Coding region: 1-753 (250 amino acids)
Source: RefSeq, a predicted model, not a curated record